This is a messenger RNA of Fusarium pseudograminearum CS3096, 228 nucleotides long. RefSeq lists its product as uncharacterized. The transcript has 3 exons. Lineage: Eukaryota; Fungi; Ascomycota; Sordariomycetes; Hypocreales; Nectriaceae. Bases 1 to 228 code for a protein of 75 amino acids. The record is from RefSeq and is a predicted model, not a curated record.
AUGGAUUUCGUCAAGAACGCUAUGGGUGGUGGUAACAAGGACGGUGCUACCAACAGCAACGCCGGCGGCGCCCAGAAGGAGGACUACGUCGACAAGGCCUUCUCUGCCAUCAACAAGAAGGCCGGCACCAACAUCUCCCGCGACAACCAGGAGAAGAUCACCGACUUUGGCCGCAGCGCCUACGAGAAGCAGUCUGGCAGCAAGGUUGACCCCAAGUACUCCAACUAA